Molecule: messenger RNA, 2780 nt
Organism: Oncorhynchus masou masou (cherry salmon)
Lineage: Eukaryota; Metazoa; Chordata; Actinopteri; Salmoniformes; Salmonidae
Product: C1q-related factor-like
Exons: 2
Coding region: 92-874 (260 amino acids)
Molecular function (GO): protein binding
Source: RefSeq, a predicted model, not a curated record
UUCCGCCCCAGGGAGAGCCACGCUGGCAGCACAGCCCCUUCCCCGACUCAGCAUCGGGAGGAAGACCCUGGUGGCGGCUGCCGUCGGGGUCAUGCUGGUCCUGGUGCUGGUGGUCCUCAUCCCCGUCCUGGUCAGCUCCGUGGGCACCGACACCAGCCACUUUGAAAUGCUGGGUACCUGCCGCAUGGUGUGUGACCCCUACCUGAACAAGGGCACCACGGCCAGCAGCACCAGCUCCAGUGGCAUCCAGGCAGAAGCCGAGGCCCUCAGCGACAACAGCAACAUGCCCUCCACGCUGGUGCAGGGCCCCCAGGGCAAGCAAGGCAGGCCAGGUAAACCUGGACUCCCUGGACCGCCUGGAGAGCCAGGGCCACCAGGGCCAGUGGGACCCCCUGGAGACCGAGGGUCUGGAGGGAGGACUGGGAUUUUGGGGUUGGGGGGGAAUGGAGCUAUCAGCACGGCCACCUACAGCACAGUGCCCCGGGUGGCCUUUUACGCAGGGCUUAAGAACCCCCAUGAAGGCUAUGAGAUCCUUAAGUUUGAUGACGUGGUCACCAACUUGGGAAACAACUACGACGGCAUCUCAGGCAAGUUCAUCUGCAGCAUUCCUGGCACCUACUUCUUCAUCUACCAUGUGCUGAUGAGAGGAGGGGAUGGGACCAGUAUGUGGGCAGACCUCUGCAAAAAUGAACAGGUGCGAGCCAGUGCCAUCGCCCAGGACGCUGACCAGAACUAUGACUACGCCUCCAAUAGCGUCAUCCUCCACCUUGACGCAGGCGAUGAGGUCUAUAUCAAGCUGGACGGGGGCAAGGCUCAUGGCGGCAACAACAACAAAUACAGCACGUUCUCUGGGUUCAUCCUCUACGCCGACUGAACCCACCCAGGUGCCACGUCCAGAGAGAGAAAGACAAAGUAAGAGAUUGAGAGAAAGAGUUGUAAUGAGGGAAGGAAGGGGUUAAAAGCCAGAAUGCUUCCUAGUUUCCUGGUUGUCUCCAUCGUCACACCAACCUCUGCUUAUAAAACACAUCAGCCCCAAAUCAAGGUUCUCCAGCUCAGCUCGGCCUGCCUGUCUGCCGUGCUGUGAGGGAGUGGGGAGAACAUGAUGAUAGGGGAGGGAGUAGUGAGGGAUGAAGCUUGGUAGAGAGAGGUGCCCUCCUCAUCAGAAUUCUAACCUGUCAGUUGUUCCUCGCUUUCCUCUUCCUCAAACUGGGAAAUAAACCAACUAACGCCAAGUGGAUCCGGCCUCAUCAUCUUCUCUCCAUAACAGUUGGCUAUAUGGACUCUGUUGACUGAAAUUGUCCUAUCUUGUCGUUGUGUGCUUUUCCUUAGAAUGUCAGUAUUUUACUUUUGUAAAAGAUACUACUACAUUGUAUAUUUACACAAAAGAGGAUAUUAAAAUUAUGUUUGUCCCUUGUGAGAUAAAAAACUUGAUUUUGAGAGAAUGGUUUUGUGAGAUGUUGAUUGUGAUUCAGAAGCCUUUAGCUGAGAAAUGGAAAUGAAAGGUGUCAUUAUGGUUUCUAAUGAUAUAUGAUUUCUUGCAUUUGACAGCCGGCUAUCACAUGGUGUUUGUUUAUGGGUGAUGUCAGCUGUGGGAACACAGACCUGGUUUGUGGCUGAAUGUUAUUCAUGCAAAGCAUGUUAUACAGAUACAACAUGACAUUUUCCCUUGUCCCAUCCAACGCAUCUAGAGUCUCUAUCCUUGCCCCUUGUCCCGACUCUAUACCCCGAUCCUAUUUGUCUAUACAGGGCCAAAGUGGGUUGAGAAUAGACUCAAAUGAAUAUUAGAUGUUCUCGUUACGUAGAUAUCCUCCACCAUCAAUGAAGCCACAUAUUCAGAUUCUGAGGUAAACUAUUUGAUAAAAAACAGUGUCCAUUACUUCAGCUUCGUCCUCGAGCACUCUGCUGUGGUGAAGUAAAACAUAUCAAGCAGAGCAAGGAGAGAGAGAGAGGGAGAGAGAUGGAGGGAGAGAGAUGGAGGGAGAGAGAGGGAGAGAGAUGGAGGGAGAGAGAGAUGGAGAUAGAGAGAGAUGGAAAGAGAGGGAGAGAGAGAUGGAGAGAGAGAGGAAGAGAGAUGGAUGGAGUGAGAGAUGGAGAUAGAGAGAGGGAGAGAGAGAUGGAAAGAGAGAGAUGGAGAGAGAGAGGGAGAGAGAUGGGGGAGAGAGAGAUGGAGAUAGAGAGAGGGAGAGAGAGAUGGAAAGAGAGGGAGAGAGAGAGAUGGAGAGAGAGAGGGAGAUGGAUAGAGAGAGAGAGGAGGGGGGUGAAGGGGGGGGUUAUGGCGAGGCAGAUUUUCUGUUUCAGUGUCUGAGGCUUCACUGGAUGUCAUUAGCUGCAUAUUCACUGAUACAUACAAGCAUUAUGGUAAUAUUUACUCAACAUGGCGGGCUGACAGCUUGCUUUAGAAUUAAAUUGAUUGGGUGAGUGAGUGACUUGGCUUCUUAGCAUUGUGUGUAUGUGUAUGUGUGGGUGUGUGUGCGUGCGUGCAUGUGUGUGUGUGUGUGCGCAUGUGUGCGUGAAUGUGUGUGUUGGUGUAUUUGAGUGUUUGCAUCAGAGCAUGCGCCGUGCCAUUGCUACAUUGUUGUUUUUCUGUUAAUCUGUGCUACAGCCAAUGACAGAUAUUUUACUCAGCAGACAAUGAGAUUGCAUUACGUAGGGAGGGGAGCCUCUGUAGAGAUGAUGAUAAGAACAAACAGCUUGUAAAUUAAAUCUAUGCUAUGUUUGUCAAUCUAAUUUUAUCUUUUUGAAUUGUUGAAUACAUUUAAAUAAUAAAUGGAAUUUUCGGA